This is a messenger RNA of Leptosia nina, 447 nucleotides long. Lineage: Eukaryota; Metazoa; Arthropoda; Insecta; Lepidoptera; Pieridae. The record is from the annotation of a GenBank genome assembly.
AUGUCAUCGCCGUCAAUCCAAAUCAUAGAGUUGUUAUUUGAAUUCCGUUUGAUUUUGCUCCCUGUAGCUGGGGCGGGUUGGGCAAAAUUGGCAAUGCGUCGCGGUCCUGCUGAGGCGGAGCGUUCGUCUUCGAGUAGUGAAGGGGCUGAAGCUUGGGGAUGGAGGGGCAGGGACGCCCAUGGGCAUAGACGAUGCCCUUUACCCAGUGACUCGACGACAUCAACCACUAUAGACACGGCCACUUCAACUUCGCGGACGUCUCUCACUUCUUCGAUUUCUAGGUUUCGUUUGGACUUCGAGCAGUUUAAAUGCAAAGCUCGCAUCUUUGGCGAGUCGAUGAGCUUAUGUCAAUGCAUUGCAGACGACUUUAAUAAGCGCCUUGGCUUUAUGGAGAAACGCCUCGUUAAUCUAGAGCAACGACAAAGGCUUACUGUAAGUACUGUGUAG